UCAGUUGUUCAGCAUUCAUUCGAAAGUUCAGAUGUGAAUUAUAAUGUACCCGCAAUUAUUAUUUUCGUCUGUUUUAAUUAAUUUUGUUAUUGCUAUUGAACAGAAUUCCUUAAAGCAUGGGUUAAAUGUGUUAAACGACAACAACAAGGCUAUGAUGUCGGAGUCCCGGAGUAACACGGGGAUGUCAAAACCGAGCAGUUACAACGACUGGCAUCAACACUUCUGGAAACCGGGCAAACGAACACACCAGAACGUAACAUACAUCGACAAGGCAGAAAACAUGAUACGACUCCCAUCAAUGAACAAGUACUACGAAGAAAAGAAAUCAAAAAGGAAAUCUCUGAAGAAGUCACCGAGACGAACAAUACAGAAGAUUAUAAAGAAGAAUAAAAACAAAAUAAAGAAACUGUACAUCAUGAAGAUGACAAGUUACCCGACGGUGAUACCAAAAAUAGCGUUCGAGAAUGAACAAGAAGACUUCUCACCAAAGAAAGAAGAGACUACGACUCCUCCGAAUCAGAAAAAGAAGUCUAGAAAAUGGAACUCAAAACUCCCCAGGUACCCGAUGCCUUUCCAUCAAAUGCAGACGAGAAAAUCGAACAGGGACAGGAGAGGGACAAAUGGUAAAAGAGAAGUGAGAUCUAAGAGACAAACUAGAGAUAACGCAUUAAUACUAAAGGAUUUUGAUGAAAUGCAGUUUUUAAAAGGAAAGAAAGAUUUUAAUGUAGUGAAUGCUCAUUUUAAGAAAUAUUGGUAGGUGAAUGUUGUUAGUUGUUGAAAUGAAUGUCUUUAAAUUUAUGACUCGAAUGGAAAUCAUCAAACGUCUGGAAGCUUUUGUCCUCUCAGAAUUUUUUCUCUCUUAAUAAAUGAUUUGUGUAAGUAUGAAUGGUACAAGGCUUCAAAAGUAUUUGGUCUUAAUUAAAAGAUACAUCCAGAAUGAUAAUGUGAUGGGUAUAGUUUUGUACACUUAGAACACCUUUAUAAAUGUCGUAAUGAGAUCUCUUUAAGAUAUUUCAUUAGUUUUAUACUUUUUUACUUUUUGAAGGAAGUAAUUUAGU
Molecule: messenger RNA, 1058 nt
Organism: Trichoplusia ni (cabbage looper)
Lineage: Eukaryota; Metazoa; Arthropoda; Insecta; Lepidoptera; Noctuidae
Exons: 4
Coding region: 44-757 (237 amino acids)
Source: RefSeq, a predicted model, not a curated record